GCGUGGAAGAGACGCUGGUUCGUGCUGCGAAGCGGGCGGCUGAGCGGGGAGCCGGACGUCCUGCAGUACUUCAAGAACCCGCAGUCCCGCCGGCCGAUCAGGACUAUCAACCUGAACCUGUGUGAGCAGGUGGACGCCGGCCUGACGUUCACCAAGAAGGAGCUGGAGAGCAGCUUCGUGUUCGACCUGAGGACGGAGGAGAGGACGUGGUACCUGGUGGCGGAGUCUGAGGAGGACAUGAACCGCUGGGUGUCCUCCAUCUGCCUGCUCUGUGGGUUCAACCCGACUGAUGACGGUGAGGAAAGUGAGGGUCUGUAGAUCCUGAGAGGGACGAGGCUCACAGACAGGCAGAUCGCACCGCUGUU
Molecule: messenger RNA, 365 nt
Organism: Plectropomus leopardus (leopard coralgrouper)
Lineage: Eukaryota; Metazoa; Chordata; Actinopteri; Perciformes; Serranidae
Source: RefSeq, a predicted model, not a curated record